UGGGAACUACGGUGUUUUUUGCUGGAUGGAAAAAGGGGGGCGCUUGUCUUCGCAGGCCAGUCUGUUGCUAUGGUAGCUUGUAUUAAAGAUUGCAUCCCUUGUAGCGACGAAAGUAAAACAAACACAAAGCAUUAUAAAACCGAACUGAUCAAAUCAACUCAACUUUUAGCUAGCUAGCUUGUGCAUAACAGAAUAAUGGCAAAAUAUGUGAUUGCAGGAAAAUCAGAUUGUCCAUUUUAUGCAAGAGCUGAAAUGGUGGCUGAUGAACUUUCACUAAGACUGGCGGAUUUCUCAGUCCAUAAAAUAGUUUUAAAACCAGAAGAAUGGGAUGAAUGGCUUUUAAAAUUGUGUGAGGGGAGAGAAUGGAGUUACAACGGCGAUUCGCCAAUUAUUUGGCGAGAGUUGAUUAAUAGAGGUGGUAAAGGGAUUCUAUUAGGGGGUUGCAAUGACUUUUUGGAGAUGGCAAAAGGUUAUUAUGGAUUGACUUGCAUGAAAUCAACAGAAACUCUAAAAUUAAUAAGAGAUGAGAAUGAGGAGACAAAGAAAAUUACUGAAAAAGAAGAGCAAACAAAGUUGUCAUCCAAAAAUUUAUUCAAAAUUUCUGUCACUAACGCACACAGUAAAAUCUCCUACAACCUACUUUCACAUAUUUGUUCUGGAAAAUUAAAUAUCGGCACAGUUAAAAAUAAAGAUUUAUCUCUUAGUUUGCAUUGUGUCAAUAAAGAUAUGCAUGAUUUACUUGACGGUACCAAAAUGGAGUUGCAAGAUUGUGCAUAUGGUGAGCUAACUCAUGUAUCUGUGGAGACAGAUACAAAGUCCACCUUUGAAAAUUCUGACUUGGUUAUAUUUAUAAAUGAAUCUGAAGAUCUAGGAAGAAAUACAUUGCAAAAAUUCAAGAAUUAUGCAUUGGAAAUUAACAGAAUGGUAAACAAAGAAGCAAAAAUUGUCAUUGCUGGAAAACAUGCCAUGUUAACAUGCUAUGUAUUAAUUCAUUUUUGUACAAACAUUCCAAAAGAAAAUUUUUUUGCAUUGUCAAGGUUUGAAGAAAACAAAAUUAAAGCAGCUCUAGCAAAAAAGUUAAAUAUCAUUACUUCCUGUAUAUCAAAUGUUAUCAUUUGGGGAAAUUCACCGGAUUUUAUUAUUGAUCAUUCUUUUGCGACUGCCAAAGGAUAUGAAGGCUCUGUAUGGGCACCACAUAUUGGAGAAUUUUCGUAUGCAAUUAAUGACAUUAUUUACGAGAAGAUGUGGUUAAAUGAGGAAUUGCCAUUGACCAUAGAUGCACCAAAAAAUAUCGCAGAUUUUUCAUUAUCAUAUUCUGCAGCUAUUUUAUCUCAACUUCAAGAUCUCAUGACUCCAUGUUGCGGUGGUAUAUUUUCCUUGGGAUUGGUUUCUAAGGGUUGGUAUGGUAUUCCAGAAGGACUUGUAUUCUCAUUUCCAGUUACUUAUGAAAAUAAUAAAGUGAAUGUUGUACAUGAUUUGGAUGUUAAUGAAAGUAUGAAGAGUAAACUGAAAGAAGCUGGUGAGAAACUUCAGAAACAAUGCAAUGAGUUAUUGGAAAGUAUAAAUUAAGAUAAACACUGCACCUUUAUAAAUAGUGUAUAUAUAGAUAGGUUUUAUAUAUAUCUUAUGCAGGGCAAGUUAAUAAAUAUUUUUGCAUCAGUUUUGUUUUCUCGAAGCACAAACAUGUGAUUAUUUGAUACUAUGUGCACCUAACAAGCCUAAUUUAACACAAUACAAAAAAGUACUCAACCAGUAUUUCAAAUGUUAGUCAGCAAAAAGUGUUGGUAGAACAUUAUACAACAUUUUUUAUCAUCUUUUUUUAUUUUCAUAUGAUCUAUUUUCCUGAAUUUUUGCACCCCACUAACCUUGCACAUCUUUAUUUUAAGGAAGCAUUAAUUUACAAGCGAAGAUACUUACAAAAAAAGUCAGUUCAAAUAGUUGGUAAUUUAGUACUAAAUAUUAUUCACUGAGGAAAAAUUUGGUCAUAUUUAAUAAACUUUUUUCACAGGUAAAAGGUAAAGAUAUAUAGUUUUAGUUAAUAGUAUAUAUAGUUUUUUCCUAAUUAUUUUUAUGCAUUGUUGACGGAUAAAGUAGUUCCUGGAACAUGCCUAAAGUGUGGCUUUUAUUUUACGUUUGUUGUUUAUAUAAUAUCUACAUAAUAUUCUUUGCAUAAAUUGUUUUUAUUUUCAGCAAUAUAUCAUGUUUUUUA
Hydractinia symbiolongicarpus is the source of this 2209-nucleotide messenger RNA. RefSeq names its product putative malate dehydrogenase 1B. Gene Ontology annotation, biological process: tricarboxylic acid cycle; malate metabolic process; oxaloacetate metabolic process. The transcript has a single exon. The record is from RefSeq and is a predicted model, not a curated record. Gene Ontology annotation, molecular function: L-malate dehydrogenase (NAD+) activity. NCBI's taxonomy places the organism in Eukaryota, Metazoa, Cnidaria, Hydrozoa, Anthoathecata, Hydractiniidae. Bases 196 to 1569 code for a protein of 457 amino acids.